Messenger RNA from Manihot esculenta (cassava), 1548 nucleotides. Its product is annotated as protein EXORDIUM-like 5. The coding region runs from base 214 to 1272 and encodes 352 amino acids. The transcript has a single exon. The record is from RefSeq and is a predicted model, not a curated record. NCBI's taxonomy places the organism in Eukaryota, Viridiplantae, Streptophyta, Magnoliopsida, Malpighiales, Euphorbiaceae.
CGAUUCCCUGUUUUGCGACAAGCAACAUAUCCAUCCCAGAGGGAUAAAACUCUCAAAAGCAAACUAUGCCCACGAGUUGCAGCUGUCUCCAGCCCAUUUCCCUCCCAUUUUCUCCAGUUUCCCCCAUCCUCUCCUCUCGAUAUAUACCCCAUUUCUCUUCUUCACUCCCUCACCACCCUCCACCUCCACAGCCACGCGCCACCACAGUUCAAAAUGUCACAGCCCCUUUUCUUGCUUUCUUUUCUUGGCUUCUUUAUAUUCUUUACCUCUGGCCAUGUCUAUGCUUCCACUUCUUCAAAUCCACCGCAAUUACAGACCUUAAACACCAAGCCAGAGUACAUCAACCCAAAGCUUCCUCCCAGAAGCCUCUCCUCGUCCAAGAAAUUCGAGGGUUCUUCCGACUUGGUCCAGCUUCGGUACCACAUGGGCCCUGUCCUCUCUUCCUCCCCCAUAAACAUUUACCUCAUCUGGUACGGUCGUUGGGCUGAUUCCCAAAAGCUCCUCAUCAAGGAUUUCAUCAAUUCGAUCUCUCCCGCCACUGUUGCGGCUAAACCUUCCGUAUCCGAGUGGUGGCGCACUGUGUCUCUUUACACAGAUCAAACCGGCGCCAAUGUCUCUCGUUCAGUCCUCAUUGCUGGAGAAUAUUCCGAUAAGGCGUACUCUCAUGGAGCCCACUUGACCCGUCUUUCCAUCCAGCAAGUGAUAGCCACCGCCGUGAAAUCUGCUCCUUUCCCGGUAGAUCACAAGAACGGGAUCUACCUGAUCCUUACCACGCAAGACGUAACCGUACAGGACUUUUGUCGAGCAGUUUGUGGGUUCCAUUACUUCACAUUCCCAUCCAUGGUGGGUUACACUUUACCAUACGCGUGGGUAGGAAAUUCAGGGAAACAGUGCCCAGAAGUUUGCGCCUAUCCUUUCGCAAUCCCAGGUUACAUGGGAGGGGGUGGGCCUGGGGCGUUGAAGGCGCCGAAUGGUGAUGUGGGUGUGGACGGCAUGAUCAGCGUAAUAGGGCAUGAACUUGCAGAGCUAUCUUCGAACCCAUUAGUAAACGCUUGGUAUGCAGGGGAAGAUCCCACAGCACCAACAGAGAUCGGAGAUUUGUGCGAAGGAUUGUAUGGAACCGGCGGCGGCGGAGGGUACAUAGGGCAGGUGAUGAGGGACAAGCAAGGAAGAACCUUUAACGUGAAUGGGAAGAGAGGAAGGAAGUUUUUGGUGCAGUGGAUUUGGAGCCCUGAGUUGAAGGCAUGUGCUGGCCCUAAUGCUUUGGAUUAAAGCUCUUGAUUAGGAUCUUGCUAAAUAAUUUUAGUUGUGGGCUUGUUUUUAUUUUUAAAAAAAUCUGUGCUCUUGAGUUUGAUGGAAGCAAAAUGGGAUUGCUGGGAAUGCAGAAAUUAAAAAGAAAAAAAAAAAAAAAAAAGGCUGGGGGAUGGUGAGGGUCGGGAUAGGAAGGAUAAGGUGAUGGGUUUAUUAUCUUUCUCAUUUAUUUAUUUAUUUUAUUUAUUUUUACCUUUUAUAGGUAUAUAAAAAAAAAGAAGAAUUGUGUUGAUGUUA